AGUCAGUAAUUUUUUUUUUUUUAAAAGUUUGAUUGUCAGUGUCAUUUGCAAUAUUCAUUGAAAUAUUCAAAUGCUUUUAUCGAAGAAGAACAUGAUUAACACGAUUGCCCAGUCAAUUACCAUGAUUACACUUAUUUAAUCAUUUGCUUAGUGAUAAAAAUAUUUCUCACAGAAAAUCCCCUCCUGAUGUUUUGUCCUGCAAAAUAGGCUUGAGUGUGUGGCAGACUUGCAUGAAGACAAUAUAUGAGUAUGGUCAUGAUAUUUACAACAUGAAUUUUCUGGACUUAAUUGUGCUGUACGUGCUGGGCUUCACCAUUUGUCUGCUUUUGUACCUGUUCGCUGACAGCAAGUACUUGAAACAUGGCCCAGUGGGAAUGCUCAGAAAACUAACUUGGAGGGUCCUAAGACAUAUUGUGCCUUGGAAAUGGAUAGAAGCUGUUUUAACAAAAACACAUAUUUUAUUAAACUCGAGGAACCAGGUUUUCCGUGUGUUUUUUGGAACCAUGAUGGUCCUAGGCCACAUUGAGUACAUACUAGACAUUAUACCUUUGCUGUAUGAAUUCGUACCCAGUGAGAAUCAUGUGAUAUUACCCAUAAUCCUAGUCUUCCUGAACCUCUUCUUCUAUCAUAAAUGUUGUAUGGAGGACCCAGGAAUCAUUAAUGCCAGGACAAUAAACAGAUACAGAAAUGCCUAUCCAUAUGAUUACAAAAUGUUUAAGCCUGGAGUAAAUUGUGCAACCUGUCUGCUUGAGAAACCUGCCAGAUCUAAGCACUGCAGUAUUUGUAACAGGUGUGUUCAUAGAUUUGACCAUCAUUGUAUCUGGACAAACAAUGAUGUGGGAGGCUUGAAUCAUGGGAUCUUUGUUAUCUUCCUCUUGUCCUUGAUAGCCAUCAUGGUCAAUGGUGUGUGGAUGGCCAGCAGAAGCCUCAUAUUGUACACAGAGCACUACAAAAUAAUGCAGACAUCUGUAAUGGCAGCUGAUGGCUCUGUACAACAGAUUACCUUUUCUAUUCUUUUUCAGCAUUUGUUUAUGACUUUCCCAAGAAUUGUGUUCAUGCUGGUGGCUUUUACUUUACUUAUACCAAUGGUGGGAACAUUUGCGCUGUACCACGUGUUCCUCAUUUCAGCCAAUCAGACGACGAACGAGAGGUACAAGCGUGUAUCUGACUCGAACUACAACUUUGUGGAAGGUGUUAUACUAAAUAAGACGAAGAAUAAGAAUUCAAGUAAAAGGACGCAAGACAAAAUACCACGUUUUAAAUUUACCUACAGCAGGGGUUUGCUGAAAAAUCUUUAUGAAGCUUUCUUUGCAAAGCAAUUUCUUUUCAGCGGAAGAAAACAGAGAUAAAUGAAAAUUAGUGCAAAUUUUCUAUUACCGGUAUUAAAACUUUAAAAUUUCCAAACUUUUAAUAACUGUGAUGGCUUUGAUAAUAUGGACCAAGGGCUACAUUCUUGUUUCAUUAUGUUAGUUCGAAGCAUACUUUUUGUACAUGUAUGAAAAUUAAUUGAUUUUUUGAUAAAUUUAAAAAAAACAAAUCAUUAAAGCCAAUUCCAGUUUAUGUCAUUGUCAGAUAUUUUUAAGAAUUGUUAAUGUUUACAUAAUAUGUUUAUAAAAGUUUGCAUUAAA
Molecule: messenger RNA, 1628 nt
Organism: Saccostrea echinata
Lineage: Eukaryota; Metazoa; Mollusca; Bivalvia; Ostreida; Ostreidae
Product: palmitoyltransferase ZDHHC4-like
Exons: 6
Coding region: 231-1349 (372 amino acids)
Biological process (GO): peptidyl-L-cysteine S-palmitoylation; protein targeting to membrane
Cellular component (GO): Golgi apparatus; endoplasmic reticulum
Molecular function (GO): protein-cysteine S-palmitoyltransferase activity
Source: RefSeq, a predicted model, not a curated record